Messenger RNA from Carica papaya (papaya), 1687 nucleotides. Its product is annotated as cation/calcium exchanger 4-like. Gene Ontology annotation, cellular component: membrane. Gene Ontology annotation, biological process: transmembrane transport; monoatomic cation transport. Gene Ontology annotation, molecular function: monoatomic cation transmembrane transporter activity. The record is from RefSeq and is a predicted model, not a curated record. NCBI's taxonomy places the organism in Eukaryota, Viridiplantae, Streptophyta, Magnoliopsida, Brassicales, Caricaceae.
UUUCUCUCUCGGAACAAUUCUUAAAGUGUAUCAAAAAAUUUUUAAAUUUUGCCCAUAAUUAAGAUGCUGUCUAUCUUCUUCAUUACUAGUAAAGUAGGGUUGAUCCGAAGCUGAAACGCCUUUGCAAGUUUUAGACACUGUGAACGGUACCAGAAUCCCGAGAGUCUCGACGAUUCAUCCAACCUCCACGUUUACCAUCUUGUAAUAUUAUGGAGCAGGUGGAAGAUUGAAACCAACCAAACCAUCUUCUUUUAUCUUUUGCCUCUUAAUGCCCGUGAGCCAAAACAGAGGGAGAAGCUACGGAGAAGCUACUUCUUUUGUUCUCUUCUCAUGGUACACUUCGCGCCUUUCAUAUUCUCUCUUGAAUCACUCUCAGAUUUCUUCCGCGCGCGUCUUAUUCAAUCAUUUACUGCCAAUCUAACAUCGCUCUCAGAUUUGGUAAUAAAGGCUUGAAUAUCCUCCGCUUUCAUAUGGGUCUCAGUUAAUCAAAUUUUCCAGUUAAAUAUCACUCUCACUGUUUCACUGCGUCAGCUCGACGAUUCCCCAUUGUCAAGCGGUCGAGUUUGUAAUUAAUUUGCAGUACAAGACGAUAACAGACACUAUGAACGAGUCGAGAGGUUUUCAUGGUGCGAAACGUCCUCGAUACCGUGCUAUUUUUAAUGGAAUUUGCUUUUUGGUAUUGAUUGUCUUGUUGUACAAUCAAAAAAACUUUCUAAUUAACAGUGCGUUUCUGAAGAAAUCGCAUGUUCUCUCUUCCAAGCGGAGAUUAACAGGUUCGAUCGAGGUGAUUCACAGGAGAAUUGCGGAGGUGAAUGCUAGUUUUAUCCACGUGAAUGAGUCAAAAACAAGAAAUUUUGCAGCUAAAGAUCCUGAAUUAUGCGCUGGGUUGUUGGAACAUGAUGGUUAUGGUAGCCCUUGUGAGUUCUUAAUUGCCCACCCUCAGUGCACUGCAGGUGGGUUUUUCAAUUACCUUAGGUUCUUUUACUGUGCAUGCCGAAGGUUCAAUGCUUUGGGAUACGUAGUUUUGGCUCUGUGGCUGGCUGCUCUGUUUUACCUACUGGGCAACACAGCAGCAGACUAUUUUUGUUGUUCACUGGAGAAGCUUUCCAAUCUCCUGAGAUUGACGCCAACCGUUGCGGGAAUCUCUUUGCUUCCGCUUGGGAAUGGAGCUCCCGAUGUGUUUGCCAGUAUUGCUGCUUUUGUGGGUAAGGAAGCCAGUGAUGUAGGUCUCAGUAGUGUGUUGGGAGGAGCCCUUUUCGUUACUUGUGUUGUCGUAGGAGCAGUUUCUCUGUGCGUUGCAGAGAGGAGGAUACAAAUUGAUGGAAAAUGCUUUGUCAGAGACAUAUGUUUCUUCCUCUUUGCUCUUGUUUCGCUUGCUAAUAUUUUGAUUGAUGGUAAGGUGACUGUUCGAGGUGCAGUAGCAUUUAUUUCCAUUUAUAUGGUUUAUGCAUUUGCUGUUGCUGCUAAUGAAAUCCUGAGGAAACAUGCCCGGAGGCUAAGAUUGGGUGCUGUAACACCAUUACUUCCUGUUAAAGGAAGCAUAUUUUCUCAUGCAAGUGAAGUGGAUAUCUCCAGUAUUCAUGUCUCGCUGCUAGAAUCUGAUUCAGAAGGUGAUGUACCAUAUCUCCAAAGCAAGCUGCCUCAUUGGAUGUGGGCUUCAAAGGUGGCAAUUUACUCGAGCGAGUCA